Lontra canadensis (Northern American river otter) is the source of this 1786-nucleotide messenger RNA. RefSeq names its product BAR/IMD domain containing adaptor protein 2 like 1 (gene BAIAP2L1). Gene Ontology annotation, biological process: actin filament bundle assembly; positive regulation of actin filament polymerization; actin crosslink formation. The record is from RefSeq and is a predicted model, not a curated record. The transcript is spliced from 14 exons. Gene Ontology annotation, molecular function: protein binding. Bases 251 to 1786 code for a protein of 511 amino acids. NCBI's taxonomy places the organism in Eukaryota, Metazoa, Chordata, Mammalia, Carnivora, Mustelidae. Gene Ontology annotation, cellular component: cytosol; nucleoplasm.
GGCUCACCCAGCCGCGUCAGGCCGCGUCUCCUCAAUUCCUCGCGGGCGGUGGCUGCGGCCGCGGCGGCGCUACAAGUUUUGACAUUUUGGCGGCGGAGGAGCGCGCCGGCAUUUCCGAGCCGACGGCUGUGGCAGCGGCCGACCCUCGGGGGCCCUUCAGCUGCGCCCCGGCGCUCCCGCAGCCCAAAGUCAGGGCGGCCACGAGGCCCGGCCGCGUCUUCCCGCGUUCGUCGGCCGGGCGGCUGCAGCCAUGUCACGGGGGCCGGAGGAAGUGAACCGGCUCACGGAGAGCACCUACCGGAAUGUUAUGGAACAGUUCAAUCCUGGGCUACGAAAUUUGAUAAACCUAGGAAAAAAUUAUGAAAAAGCUGUUAAUGCUAUGAUCCUUGCGGGAAAAGCCUACUACGAUGGAGUGGCCAAGAUUGGUGAGAUUGCCACCGGGUCCCCUGUGUCGACAGAGCUGGGCCAUGUUCUCAUAGAGAUUUCAAGUACCCACAAGAAACUCAAUGAGAGUCUUGAUGAAAAUUUCAAAAAAUUCCAUAAAGAAAUUAUACAUGAGCUGGAGAAGAAGAUAGAACUUGAUGUAAAAUACAUGAAUGCAACUCUCAAAAGAUACCAAACGGAACACAGGAAUAAAUUAGACUCUCUGGAGAAGUCUCAAGCAGAGUUGAAGAAGAUCAGAAGGAAAAGUCAAGGAGGACGAAAUGCACUCAAAUACGAACACAAAGAAAUUGAGUAUGUAGAAACCGUUACGUCUCGCCAGAGCGAAAUCCAGAAAUUUAUUGCAGAUGGUUGCAAAGAAGCUCUACUUGAAGAGAAAAGGCGCUUCUGCUUUCUGGUCGACAAACACUGUAGCUUUGCAAAUCACUUACAUUAUUAUCAUUUACAGUCUGCAGAAUUACUCAAUUCCAAGCUGCCCCGGUGGCAGGAAACCUGUGGUGACGCUACCAAAGUGCCUGAGAAGAUCAUGAAUAUGAUCGAGGAAAUAAGGACCCCGAGCUCCACCCCCGUGUCCGGGACGCCCCAGCCCUCACCGAUGAUCGAGAGAAGCAGCAUGGUUGGGAAAGAUUAUGACACUCUUUCUAAAUAUUCACCAAAAGUGCCCCCAGCUCCUUCAGCCAGAGCGUAUACUAGUCCUUUGAUCGAUAUGUUUAAUAACCCAGCAACAGUUGGACAGAAUUCAGAAAAGAUAAAGAAUUCAACAGAUUCUUCAGAUGAUCCCAGUUUACAGCGAUCAGUUUCUGUUGCAACUGGACUGAACAUGAUGCAAAAGCAGAAAGUAAAAACCAUUUUUCCACACACCGCCGGCUCCAACCAGACCUUGCUCAGCUUCGCCCAGGGAGACAUCCUCACGCUGCUUGUCCCUGAGGAGAAGGACGGCUGGCUUUAUGGAGAGCAUGACACCACCAAAGUGAGGGGCUGGUUCCCAGCAUCCUACACAAAGUUGCUGGAAGAAGAUGCAAAGGAGGCCAUGAGCGUGCCCAUACCAAGCCCGGCCCCGGUGAGAAGCAUCAGCACCGUGAACUUAUCUGAGAAAAGCAGUGUCGUCAUCCCCCCACCUGAUUACUUGGAAUGUUUGUCCUUGGGAGCGGCUGCAGAUAAGAGAGCAGAUGUUUCCAAAAGUAUCUCUACCUUUAAAGCACCGGUGUCCAAGCCAGAAGCCACAUCUCCUAACGAUGCAAAUGGGACAGCAAAGCCUCCUUUCCUCAGCGGAGAAAACCCCUUUGCCACUGUGAAACUCCGGCCGACGGUGACAAACGACCGCUCCGCACCCGCCAUCCGAUGA